AUGAGAUUUAUUCGCCUAUUCUUCCUUUCCGGAAGAUGGAAAUUGGCACUACUCGUUGCUGUGGUGUACGUGUUGGCAAUCGGCAUAAUCCACACCAGACGCAAUGGCAAAAAGGUGGAGGUGAAGGGGCAGAUUUACUACAGCAAGUACUGUGCAUGGAACGACGGGAUUGAUGCCAGUGAAGUAGGGUGGUAUGAGAUGCGUCUGUGCUACAGAAUCGCUUCAAACCCUCCCAUUGCACCGACGUCAGCGCCCACAAUUGAGGAGUGGAAAAUCCGUAUCAACGGGAGCAGGAAAGGCUUGAGAUUCGAAGACUUGGCCACCAUUCCAGAUGCCGAGUGGUUGAAUGAUUUUGAUCGCAGUGUCUACCAACUCUAUCCUCAGGCAAUUCCUAUGCGAGCCACAUUGCAAACUCUCGUUAAUGACGAACCGAUUUCGCAGCCUCCCAUCUUCAACCCACGCAUUCGCUUCCUCAAAGUGCCCGCCAACGCCUGCUCCCCGUUUGAACCUACACAAGUCCUUUUCCGUGUCCCACGUCCACGAUCGCAUCCAUAUGUGGUAAUUGUCUACAAGUCAGGUGUGUACGAUUUCGAGGAGAGGAGGCAUCUGCGCCAACUCUACCAUUUCUCUCACACAAACAUCCCCAUCCACCUCGUCUUCUCUGUCGGCUUGCCACGAACCUCGCUAAGCAACGUGUUUCAACGCGACGGUUUCAACGUCACGCUUCGUAACAGGGCAGGACAGAAGCUGCUGCAGCACUCGAAGCACCCAUCCACCACAAGGCAAAUGCUCAGUGAGGAAAUGCGCGACCAUGAGGACCUUCUGGUUGGCGACUACGAGGACUCCUACUACAACCUGUCGCUGAAGCUGUUCCACACCUUCCAAUGGGCUGCCCGAUUUUGUCGUCCCUACAACCCCACCUUCGUCUUCCUCGACGACGACUACGCUGUGAACUUGAACAAGUUAAUCCACUUCCUUCUUGGCCUGACGCCGCAAUUGAGGGAGAACUUGAGCCAUGGCUAUGACGUGAGGGUGAACCCCGUCUUCCGAAUAGGCAGCAGCAUUUACCCACAGUGGUCCUUCUCGAAGGGUGAAAUUCCAUGGCCAAUGCACACACCAGAGCACUUGGGCAUCUACAGUCUGUGGAGCUACCGCCAUGUGCACGACAUGGCUCUGGCCAUGCACUUCACCAAACCCAUGGUCAUCGACGACACGUGGUUGGCCAUGGUGCAGUACAAGUUGAACCUCACAUUCACCCGAUUGCACGGUAUGUUCUUCCAUCCUUCACAAUCGUUUGCGCAAAUUCAAUGCUCCGAUCUCUUCUUCGCGCCUAUUAGCGUAUUCCAUCAACUCAAUUGUACAUUGUAA
Messenger RNA from Hydatigera taeniaeformis, 1368 nucleotides. The record is from the annotation of a GenBank genome assembly. NCBI's taxonomy places the organism in Eukaryota, Metazoa, Platyhelminthes, Cestoda, Cyclophyllidea, Taeniidae.